AAAUCUGGGAAAACUAAUGAGUUUGGAAAAAGUUGAGCUUUUUUUAAAGCCUCGGCCAAAUGAAAUUGACAAUGUAUUUGAAGCUCUUUGUAGUAUAUGCUGGGCAAGAGUUCUUAGUAUAAGCGAGGACACCGUUAAGGCCCUUUUCAAGGAAGGUUCCAUGGCAGCACCAAUAUUAGAUAAUAUUUGUAACUUGAGGAUACAUUGUACGACCUUGGAAGAUGACCUUGUUCCGGCAGUUGUCUCUCUUCUUAGAGGAAUGCCUAAUUUGAAUAGUUUGUCCAUAAGGACUGUGAAAGGGCCUUGGAAUCCCGAACCAUCAAGUGGCUUUGGUACGGAAUAUUGGAAACUGCAAAACCUUGCUUUCCUUCAUCAGCUUCAAGAAGUAACCGUACAGUAUUCCGGCCACGGGUCUAAUGAAAUCGAGUUUUCAACGUAUAUCCUGGAGAAUGCUCAAAAUUUGAAGAAAAUUGCCAUUUUUCUUGGCAGCAAAGAUGAGCAAUCAAAAGCUGCAGCAGGGAUGGUGAGUAGGAACAAGAUGAUUUCUACUGCCACAAUUAUCAUUCGGAGGAGGGAAUAAUCUUUGAUAUUUUUACAAGACUUUAUGUGUACCUUGAAAGGAUAUUUCUGUAUAUUUAUGAGAUAAUAUCUCCUUGCAAUUUA
Prunus avium (sweet cherry) is the source of this 663-nucleotide messenger RNA. RefSeq lists its product as uncharacterized. NCBI's taxonomy places the organism in Eukaryota, Viridiplantae, Streptophyta, Magnoliopsida, Rosales, Rosaceae. The record is from RefSeq and is a predicted model, not a curated record.